This is a messenger RNA of Trifolium pratense (red clover), 677 nucleotides long. RefSeq lists its product as uncharacterized. The transcript has 5 exons. Lineage: Eukaryota; Viridiplantae; Streptophyta; Magnoliopsida; Fabales; Fabaceae. The record is from RefSeq and is a predicted model, not a curated record. The coding region runs from base 117 to 443 and encodes 108 amino acids.
AUCUUUAUCUCACUUCACACUCCAACACUGACAACUUCACCUCUUUCUCUCUUUUUCUCAACACUUCCCUCAUCAACUCAUCAAAUUUCUUUGUGACCAACAACUUCAAUUCAACAAUGAAAGAAAAUAACGAAGAGAGCUCAAACGGUAUUGAAACAACUCCACCAAUGACACAACUUUGUCAAAAGAGCUCUAAGGGAAAAGAACCAAUCACACAACUUUCUCAACCAAGCUCAAUGUUGAGAGCAGCAACUAUGCUCAAAGACAUCAACAACACCAAGGAACUUUGGAAGAUAGCUGUCAAAGUGAAGGACAUAUGGCAGGUUGUAAAAGAUGGUAAAGAGAGCUUUGAACUUGUGGUUGUUGACUCAAAGGUUGUUGAUGUCUUAUCUUCUACAUCAUUUGAAGUGUUUUGGUCUUUUCUUGCCAAAAGAUGUUUUUAGUCAUGGACAGAUUUAUGUUGCAGUUUCAAGAGUCAAAAGCAAAAAAGGAAUCAAGAUUUUGAUUCAUGAUGACAAAAAAAUACCAAAAACUUCAACAACUAAUGUUGUCUACAAAGAGGUUUUCCAUAAUAUUUGAAUAGUUGCUGAUUCAAGUUUUUUUUUAUCUCUAUUAGCUUCAAUUUAUGCUUGAAUAUUAUAUCUCAAUGUUUUGAAGUUUCAAUAUGUUAAUUGAGG